CGGCAGUCCCCUUCGUCCAUGUCCAGGUCCAUCCUGGAGGCCCUGACGCUGUCCACUGCCAUGAGGUGUGCCCCCCACGACGGUUGCUCCCUGCUCCUGCGUGUGCAGGCCUCCCUCACGCUGCACGAGAGCCUGCGGGGCCUGGAGGCCUGCUCCAUGAGCCUCGACACCCAGGAGACCCAGUGUCAGAGCGUGCGGGUCUCAAGGGCCUCCCGCCGACUACAUGUGGGGCAGCAGCUCCAGGUGCACUUUGAAUGCUUCGAGGUGAGCGUGGCCCAGAGCCUCUACGUCACGCUGAGGACAGUGCCCCACUUCUGUGGGGUCCGGCUGGACCAACAAUACCAUGUGGAAGACUGCAGAGACCAAGACGUGGGGAGGAACCUGCCCUUCUGCUUUGCCGGGAAGUUCUCCUACUGGGUAGACCGCGGCCGCAAGGUCAUUCUGGUACAGGUGCCCGAGGCUCCCGCGGACUCCGACUACUACGUGCGGCUCUGCCUCAAGUGGUUCACCUGUGAGGACGUGGGUGCCCCAGUGCGGGUGACGGUGAACAGGGUCUCCCGCGCCGUCUCUCUGCCCUACAGCCGAGAGCUGCCGUGCCUGUGCCUUGAGGGCUGGUCUGCGACCCCUGACGCGGUGCGGAUGCAGGCCUGUCCCUUCGAAAAUGACACAGAGGCACUGUGGGACGCCAUCCGCUACCACCCCGGAAGCCAGGCACUGAGCUGGGAGCCCGCCUGUCCCGUGAGCGGCCACGUGAGCCUGUGCUGGCGCCCGGAGCCAGGGGCCCUCUGCCACGAGCUGGAGCACUCCGGCCGGUCGGCACGGGGCAGGGUGCAGUACCCGCUGGUGGACACACAGCCCCAGCUCUGCCUGAAGUUCUCCACCAGCCGGGGCUUCUGGGUGAGGUGCCCUUUCGAACGACUAGGCUUCCCAGCCUGGAAGAUGACUGUCCGGCCAGCCGCGUCUCAGGGCCACCUCCGGGUCACCUUCUUCUCGCCCAGCGCUGCCAGCUUCAAGGUGCACCUGUGUCACCAAAGGAAGAUGUGGCCCCCUGCCUGCCACCCAGCGAUCCAGGCCACGCCUCUCCCUCCAGCCUCAGGUGGCUUCAUGGCUGACUCCGCGGUUGCCUUCGUGGACAUCCCCAGGGACGAGGCUUGUGUCCCCAGCACCUGCAUCCAGGCUGUCGCUCUGGGGGACACGGUUGGGGUGCAGGGAGGGGGCCGCGGGCUGACCGAGCUGCCCCCGCUCCGCCUGCAGGGCUGGAGGACCGAUGUGCACUUCUCCACCCCCCAGCAGCUGUGUGAUCUUCAAUGCAGUGAGUGCCGGGCCUGGGCCUCGACCCCGGGGGUGCGGGGGCAGUGGACGCUCACGGGCCGCAGGAGGCCGGGGCUGGACCCCAUCCUCAGCUGGGAGCCGGUCGCUGGCUCUCACUCUCAGGGCGGGGGUAGUGUGCGCUGCUCGGGAGACCGGGCGCCAGUGGGGGACAGAGGGGCCACCUGCCUUGGAGUCAGGCCAGGCUUCCGAGCCAGGGCGAAGCCAGGCCGGAUGGGAGCCCCCAGAGGAGCUUUUCAGUCAAGUCUGGGCCCCCGUUCCUCAGCCAAGAUCCCCUCCAGCAGAUCACAGGCCAAAGGGGCGACGGUCACCCCUGAGGGCCCGUAUCUGGGGCGGGGCUCCACCGCCUGCCAGCCAGGUGACCUGGGAGCUGACCCCAGCCACUGCCAGAACCUCCGUGCCACACCGGCUGGGGGUGAGCUGGAGGAGGCUGUGCCCCCAGACAAGGUUGGUAUUGUGUAG
Lynx canadensis (Canada lynx) is the source of this 1791-nucleotide messenger RNA. RefSeq names its product interleukin 17 receptor E like (gene IL17REL). Gene Ontology annotation, molecular function: interleukin-17 receptor activity. The coding region runs from base 19 to 1791 and encodes 590 amino acids. Lineage: Eukaryota; Metazoa; Chordata; Mammalia; Carnivora; Felidae. The transcript is spliced from 15 exons. The record is from RefSeq and is a predicted model, not a curated record.